UGAUCAUUGAACUCGUACUUUGACACUAUCAAGUGCAGACACUAGUCUUCAACACAACUUCUCACGAUUUCCUGUCCGAGAAUUAAAACAAAAAUCAUCAUAAACGAGAACCAAGUUUGACUAAUUAUGUUUAUCGACUAUGUUCUCUGUCGAUGUCUAUUCGACUGAAAUUCAUCUGGCGCAUUAAUCAUCAGAGGACAACAACAGAUGUCGAGGUGUUUUGAGAAUUGGAAGGCAACCUGAUACCUCCAUAAUUCUGAAUGCGCCCCGAUUUUAGAUAUGCACUGUGAGGCCAGACUUUAUUAUCUGCGGGAAACUGUGAAUAUUCUUGAUCUUGCAAUCGGGCGAAUUGGAAGGUCAUUAGCGCUGUGUUUUUGCUGAUAACGAUACUGUAUCUCAGGAGUCAGACAAUUUAUACCAUUUUGGGGGCAGACGUCACCAGGAAUGUACAAUGGCAGCUACUACUAUAGAGACAGUUCGAGGACCGGUGAAACUCUCCCAAUUAGGGAGGACACUAACUCACGAACAUCUAGCCCUGGAUUUCCAUGCAUUUUACGUACCUCCACCGAAGGCCCUGGUCAAUAAUUUCCAGAAAAAAAUUGCAUUGAAUAAUGUCGGAUACGUCAAGCAGUAUCCAUACAGCAGUCGCUACAACGUGAAUUUCUACGACGAGGAUGCGAGUAAAGCUGUCAUAGAAGAUGUCACGAUUUAUAAGAAGCAUGGAGGUGGUACAAUCGUGGACAACACUACUUGUGGUAUCCAAAGGGACCUUUCUUUGAUGAAGAAAAUUAGUGACGACACUGGGGUUCAUGUCAUUGUCGGCACUGGUUAUUACGUGGAAGCCACGCAAACUCCGAGUACUCUAAAGUUAACCGAGGAGCAGAUGCACGAUGUCAUGAUGAAGGAACUGACCGAAGGAUGCGCGGAUUAUCCUGAGAUAAAAGCGGGAUUUAUAGGGGAGGUUGGAAGUUCAUGGCCGAUCACUGAUUUUGAAAAAACUGCAAUUCGUGCAACAGCAACGGUCCAACGUCAGUUGGGCUGCCCUGUGACUUUUCACCCUGGGAGAAACCUUCAGGCGCCGUUUGACAUCAUGAAUAUUUAUUUGGAAGCUGGUGGGGACCCGAAGAAGGCAAUAAUGUCUCAUCUAGAUCGAACAAUCAAAACCAAGGAAGGAUUGCUGGAGUUUGCGAAAUUGGGCUGCUACUGUCAAUUCGAUCUCUUCGGGAUCGAGUGUUCGUACUAUCAACUGGAUGAAUCCACUGAGAUGCCUUCAGAUGCUGAGCGUCUGAAUAGGAUCAAGUGGAUUUACGAUGAACGGUCUACUGACCAGCUUCUGAUGAGUCACGACAUUCACACCAAACAUCGGCUAAUAAAUUUCGGAGGUCACGGAUAUUCUCAUAUUCUGAUGAACGUCCUUCCCAGGAUGUUGAACAGAGGAUUCACCGCCAGAGACAUCGAUAUGAUCACUAUCGAAAAUCCGAGGGCCUGGCUCACGUGGGGAAAUAAUUAACUCAUGCUGAGGAUUUUUUAUCAUCUCUGUACGCAGAGAACAAUUCCGUAAAAGUUACGUGGAAAAAAAUGAAAAUUAUGUCUUAAUAACCUUUUCCGUAAUUCCAGAGCUAAAACGGUUAAGGAAAAUUCUAGAGAAUAACAACAGAAUUUAUACCUUCGACAAUAAAGCUGGAGAGCGUGGCAAUGGAAGGCAAUAAACCAUUGAAACUCUGCGUAAAUUACCACCACAGCUUGUAUCCUCAUACAUUGACUGGACUAAUAGUUCCCGGAAAAAAUUGUAAACAUUAUACGAAAAAUAAUUGAAUAGAUAAAAACAUUCGCCAGAAAUACCGAGAGAUAUCUUUACAAAAUUUUAUUGGUAUAAAUUUUUUGAUUAAUUUUUCUAUAACAAUUUUAAAAGACUAGAACAUUGUUGAUACUAAAUCAUGUGGAAAAAUCGAAUUCUAUUGUCUUUUCCCAUUAAAUAUUUUUUAACGAACAUUUCAAUAAAAUCGUCUCUUUGGCGCCUCAA
Diachasmimorpha longicaudata is the source of this 2023-nucleotide messenger RNA. RefSeq names its product phosphotriesterase-related protein. Gene Ontology annotation, molecular function: zinc ion binding; hydrolase activity, acting on ester bonds. The transcript has 8 exons. Bases 452 to 1510 code for a protein of 352 amino acids. Gene Ontology annotation, biological process: catabolic process. Lineage: Eukaryota; Metazoa; Arthropoda; Insecta; Hymenoptera; Braconidae. The record is from RefSeq and is a predicted model, not a curated record.